CCUAUGGCAAAAGCAGCAGCAGCCUGAGGCCAGGGGAAUAUCCCCUCAGUAGGCAGCCCUGCAGAUGGCCCCAGCCUCAGGAACAUGCUGGCCUGAGCCCCGUGGGGACCCUAGCAGGGUUAUGGAGGGCUAAUACAAGAGAUGUGGAGAUAGAUGGGAGUUUGGGUCACUUAUAUCCCAACUGGGCUUUGAGAAGGGACCUCAAAGUAAAUUAGUGAACAACAAGCAACAUUGGUGCACAGGGAACAGCUUUUUGGCCACAAAAAAACCCACAAGUGUGUUAAUGGGAGCAAAGGAUGAGAAUAAACCCUCUCCUUCCACUGGAGAAUACUGAUGGGAACCGCCUGCCUCUUAUAAUAGCUUUCCUAGCCAUCGUCUGCAUUUGUGCAGCACUCUCAUUUACUUAGACUGAGCAGUGGUCGGCACCAUUUUGCAUGUUUUUAUUUUCCCCAUUUUCCAGAAGAAGAUGCAGACCAAAGAGUUAAUCACUUUCCUGAGGAUGCAGGACUCGGCUUUUCUGACGCAGGCCCCAUAUUCUUUCUGCUCUGGUGCAUGCCCCUCCUAGCUUUCGUCCACCCAUGCUGAGACCAGAGCUCCAGGAUGAGAAGGAUACUCACACAGUGGCUGCCCUGCCCAGGGCUGUACCACAGGCUCUUGGCCCAGGAUCUCUGAUCUCUGCUAAGCCUGAACUACAACAAACAGCUCAGGAAAGCAACACAGAAGCAAGCCCUGGACCCUGAGAGAAGAAAGUUCUUGUACCAAGGUUGGAUCUGGCCCAGACAGGAGGGACAGAGACUGGAGGGAAGGAGCUAACAAGAUGAGAGAGGCCAGGCUUGUCCAUGAAUGGCUCCAUCAAGUGUUGAUCGGCGUGGGCACUGAGACCUUCCUCCAGGGCCAGUUCAAAAGCCUGGCUUUCUAUCUGCUGUUUACAGGAGCCGCUGUCUCCAUAUGUGAAGGGGCCUACUUUGUGGCUCAGCUGCUGGCCAUCUGCUUCCAGUGUCAACCAGGGUCCCUGGCAGACAGAGUAAGGGAGAAAGCCCACUGGCUGGGCUGCUUCCAGAAGUUCCUGACCUACCUGCUGCUGUCGGUGGCCUGCUUCCUCCACCCGGUCCUGGUCUGGCACGUGACCAUCCCAGGCUCCAUGCUCAUCAUCACCGGCCUGGCCUACUUCCUUCUGAGCAAGCGGAAGAAGAGGAAAGCUGCCCCCGAGGUGCUGGCCUCCCCAGAGCAGUACACAGACCCCUCUAGCAGCGCUGUGAGCACCACUGGCUCUGGGGACACAGAGCAAACCUACACUUUCCAUGGGGCCCUCAAGGAGGGGCCCAGCUCCCUUUUCAUCCACAUGAAGAGUAUCCUGAAAGGGACCAAGAAGCCCAGUGCCCUCCAGCCCCCCAACACCCUGAUGGAGCUGAGCCUGGAGCCAGCCGACUCCCUGGCCAAGAAGAAGCAGGUGCACUUUGAAGACAACUUGGUCCGCAUAGUCCCCUCCCUCGCCGAAGGUCUGGAUGAUGGGGACAGUGAGCCAGAGGAGACCACCUCUGACACGACACCCAUCAUUCCCCCUCCCCAGGCCCCGCUCUUCCUGUCAUCUCUUACAGCCACCGGCCUGUUCUGAGCGCUUGCUCCAGCCUGGAGGAUGCUCAGUGAGGGGUCUACCUAGCUCAAUGGCCCUCCCUGGAGUUUCAGGGUCUUCUCUGGUCAGCUUUUCAAGGGGUAACCAGACACCCCCAUGCUGGCUGGGCCCCUGAGGCCAUCAGGAGGUGUGACUGGCCAGCAUUUCUGCAGAGGCCUCGAGGGAGGCACAAACAAGGCUCACGCCACCUCAAGCCAGCACAAGCUCCUUCCUCCUGGCCACAGGUGGGGAAACCCUUAUGCUUCCCCAACAAGACCAUCACUGCCACUGCGCACGGGGCUGCAGGUGCCAUUGACUCAGCCCAGAAGGGACAGAGGAUGUCUGCCCAGCAAAAGCCUCUGGGCUUUUCUUACUCCUGACCCAGGGCACAACACUCAGUGAGGAACCUAUGGUCCACCCAUCUCUGCAGGCCCAGGAAAGUGUCAGUAACUUAAGCAUCUCUAAGGCAGAGAAGGUGGCUGUGGGUCUUGACCAACCAAGACUGCUCAGGGUCGGGAAGGGAGGCUGCAGGCCUCUGGUGGGAGCAGCCGGGCCGUGGGCCACAUUCUCUGCAUGCUCUAGGGCUGGGGCUGAGCUGCUCAGGAAAACAAUGCCACUCUGUGCUCACUGUGGGAAAGCCAGGCCAGAUGAGCAAAGCUCAUUCCAGAAACAUGGCUGGGGACUUCCAGCCUCCUUACCACAUGGCCUUUCCAAGAUUCCAGGUUGAUGAUGCAAACUGAAAGCAGUGAAUGCCAGGGCCCAGAAGGCAAUGUCUGCUGUGUGCAGGACCACAGAGGCUGCCCAGGGGUGGCACAGCACAGAGAAGUGGCAGUGCCAUGUUUAGGCACUUGGUAGCAGAAUAGGUGAUAAAUAUAAAUUUCUUCAAAAUGAAAGGAAGUGAGGGGGGAAGAAGAGGAGGGAAAAUGGGAGGAUAGGAGGAAGUGGGCAGACAGGCAAGUUCUCUGCCAUGGGGCCACGGAAUUGACAGUUAACCCAGAAGGAACAAAGACAUCUGAAUCAGAUAUUUCUUUGUAAAUCUGUAAAGGAUUUGCAAUAUAGGCUUUACUUCUAAAAAUUGUUGUCGGGUCCAUGAGGCUGUUGCCAGGAAGAGCAGACACACCAUUCUUCAUGGCAACUGCAGUAAGGGAGCAGUCAGGAGGAAGAGUCCUGUGGCUUCUCAGUCCCUGUGGAGGCUAACGCAAAGCUCUGUAGAACAAGCCUUAGAGUGCACGCUCUACGGUCUAAUGAGAAACUUGUGUUUGUGCUUGCACACGUUUCAAUGUUCCCUACGGGAUAUUUUACAAAGGUAUGAAAAUAAUGGCCAACCAGAAGCUAGUAUCAGUUUGGGGCCUAAAUGAAGCAGGUGUUCCUGAUAAGCAGAUAAGCAGAGCUCUUCCUGCAGUAGCCCAGGUCUCACCAAUCAAAUGACAAAUGGCUAAUCAAGACACUCCUGCAAGCCCUCGACGGUGAGAGCUGCAGAGCUGCUUCUUCAGCUGCCAUCAAGGCAGGACCUCAGGACCUGACUGUCUACAGUCAGGGAAUAGUGAACAAUAUGGGAUAUGGGUACAGGUAGGUGGUAGGCAAGGAUCGUGCCCCAUGGCUGAUGGGCCGGGUGUCUCAGGCAGGCCCCCUGUGCACAGAAAGAGCCUAAGUGCAGAGAAGCCAGGCGUCUUUCCCCUGUCAUCUGUGGAAGGGGAAUGCGAUGGCCACAGACACCCUCAUGGCACAGACAUGGCCAGCCUCUGACGUUCCUGUGCAUCAGAGUAGUUCUGUCCUCGAAGCCCCAGUCAGCAGAGCUGGAUGACCAGGUCGCAAGAAGCAAACCAGAAAGUGUGAUGGCAGAGCUGUCAGAUCCCGUUUAAUAAACACUUCAGUAAACCCAAGUGUGGAGUGUUGUUUUGGGUGUGUUUUAGAGAUGUGUGUUAGGAGCACCCUUUUGGAGGUGUCUUAGUGUGUGCUGGGAGUUCCAGUGAUGAUGCGAUCGAAUUCUGAGGCACGUAGGCUUCCUGGAGAUUGUCAUCAGUUAAGAGAGUGUCUGCUGGUGUGCAGCAUUACAGGACAAUUAUGAUCUUACCUAGGUUAGUAAAGUUCUCAAACACUCUUAUGGCUACAAAACAAAAAACAAAAAGCUGGAGUGAGAUCAUUAAAUAGGCCAGAACUCUCACCCAUCAGUGGACCAAGCAAGAAAGUGGCAUCUUCCUCAUAAGCAGAUGAGCACCACGUGUCUCCAUUGAUUCUCAGCCUGUGACCUCUAUGACCACAUCUUGUCCAGUAGGAUCCCUGCAAAGCAGAUGUUGUAAUGAUCUGCAUCCUUGACAAGAAGCAAAGACUAGAAGGACUGGGCCUGCCAUGAUCCCCCUCCCUGCCUCAGCAGAGAGGGGAGCAUUUUGUAUAUGAAGAACAGAGUGACAGGAAGAAGAAAGAGCACCAGGCUGAGCACCAUUCGACCUCCACUAAUACACGUCUGACCUUGUUCAAGCCCCUUCGCAUCUCUGGCUCAGGUUCCCCUAUUAAGUGGGAAUCACAGCGGUAACUCAACAAGACAUGGGCAAGUGCUUUUCAGAACUACAAACAAGUCACUGUGAUUGCACCACAUCCCUAUCCCUACGGGGGACUCGCCGUGAGGGGGCACUGAGGAAGCACCACCCUGACUUACGUCUGUGGCAAGGCCAGUUCAGGUCCAAGAGCUCCUGUCUCCACUCCAGGUUCCAGGGCUAGAGCCUGGGGAGGGUACAGCCCCCAAUGCCUACCUCAGAGAAAACUCAU
This is a messenger RNA of Gorilla gorilla gorilla (western lowland gorilla), 4378 nucleotides long. It is a transcript of the gene TMEM72, whose product is annotated as transmembrane protein 72. NCBI's taxonomy places the organism in Eukaryota, Metazoa, Chordata, Mammalia, Primates, Hominidae. The transcript has 5 exons. Bases 818 to 1615 code for a protein of 265 amino acids. The record is from RefSeq and is a predicted model, not a curated record.